Enterospora canceri is the source of this 2532-nucleotide messenger RNA. NCBI's taxonomy places the organism in Eukaryota, Fungi, Microsporidia, Enterocytozoonidae. The record is from the annotation of a GenBank genome assembly.
AUGACAGAUCGCCUGAUUCGUAAAUUUAGUUCUAUGGCAUUUGAAGAGGAGUGUGACGAUCACAAGGAGAUGAUCAAGGGAAUGGACAAAGAUAACAGCGGAAGAGUGCUGGAUUUGCUCCUGAAGAACACAAAAAACAAAAAGUUGUUGUCAAAAUAUUUGCUGCUGUUUCUGGGCAGAGUUGGAGAGAACAAGAAGGAGUUUGACAUCGAUGCAGUUGCCAGUGUUCUCGUUGACGGAGUCUCAGACCAAGAAGUGCUUCUUUUUGCUCUAGAGAAGUUUCAUAAGGCAUUGGGCACCCUUGAACGAACCAGUCUCCUUGAGAAGGUUGCUGCCACUGGAAUCAAUGCUCCUGUUCUGAUCAGAAUGCUCGAAUCAGCCUCAACCACCAUCAGUGCCGUUGUUUUGGACAUUCUUGCAUCUACGCCCAAUUUAACAGAAGAAUUCAUCAGGGCCUCUCUUCCUGAAAUCAAUGGCCAAAUUGCCAGAAACCUUGCUCUGAUUCUCCCACAGCUCAGUGCCAAAUACUUCGUCCACUUCCGCCACUUCGAAUGCCUCCUCUGCUCUGAAUCGCACCUUCUUCGUUGCUGCUACAUUGAUAUUGCUGAAAAACUGAUUAUUGAAUUCAGACAGGCUGAAAAUACAGAAAAUAUCUCAAUAUUAACUGAUCAGAUUGUGGAGCGUCUCCAUGACAAAAGCAUCUACGUCAGAGCCAGGGCCAUCAGUGCCCUCAGCAGCCUAUUCAAGAAUGCUGCUGUUCUAAACAACCAAAUCAAACUGGUUCUGCUUGGAAUCAUAGAUCGAGUUGGUGAUAAAACAGUUCUGGUCAGAAAGAAGGCCAUUUCCAUUUUGGCCCAGGUUGCAUUGAAUUCAGCCUGUCUGACUGACUCAAAGGAGACAGGCAGUGAAAUCAGAGAGUGCAUCCGCCUUGGCCUUGAUCGUGCAUCUGCUCUUCUUGAUGCAGCCCUUAAGACUGAUACACUUGAUGUCUUCGUAUUCAUCAAAAUUGCCUAUUUGCAGGGUAUUCCUGGGGCAGAGGCAGCUGUUGGCAAAAUGAUCAGCUUCGUCUACGUCGAGGAGCACCGUGAUGACGUAAUCAGAACAUUUCGUGAAAUAAUCAACAAGAAGGAGAAUGUGCUAUUUGAGUUCGUAAACAAUCGCGCAUUUGAAGACGUGAUUCCACACCUGGAAUUGAGCCCAGGGCGACUUCUCUCAAACAUCAAAGAGGGCCGUGGUCUCUUUGAAUCACUCUACGUCCUACGUCACAUGAAUCAGUACAAGAUCAGCUGGGAAGCAGGUGCCAGUCUGCUUGAUCAGUCUGGAACUGCUGUCUUUGAAUCACGGGGUCUGCCAGCCCUAACCAGAAACAUUGAGAUGUACAACAACACCCUGGUUGUUCUAGGCCGUCUUUCUGGUCGACGUAAACACGAUAAUCCCCUCUUUUCAUUACUGAUCAGAAACCUGAUCAAAAUGGGAUUCAAUGAGCCAAAUCUGAUACCAAACACGGUCAAACUGUUUUAUAGGGCAUCAACUGGGCCAGAUGUAAAUGCAGUCAGACUGAUCAGGGCCAUUGCUAAGUCACGGUCUAAGACGAAAUUGCUUGAUGCAAUUGGCUCUGUUUGCAUUGAACAAUACUCAUUCAUUGAACUGAUUGAGAGGAGAAUAAAGGUGGAUGUGCUGGAUCAGAAUAUUGAUCAGAAUAUUGAUCAAAAUAACAAACAGAGGCGAAUUGACCUAAAAAGCAGAGUUGGACCAGAGCCACCCGAAUCAGCCCCAAAAAAGCAGCGUCGAAACUCCCUCGCAGACAGUGCCACUCUCCGCUACCGCGACUUGUGCGAUCUCCUCAGGGCCCAGGGAAACGAGGAGAUCACCGACUUCUUUGAUCACCAAAAAGAGCACGAAAUUCUGAAUGGUGAUCGAGGUGUCCUUGGCCCACUGAUUCCGUUUGUGGUAGAAGAAUGCCACUCCAAGAACAGUGCCGUCUGCUACGCCGCAAAUGUCGCACUUGCAAAAUGCAUCAUCUCAUCCCGCCUGAUUUUUGAUCAAUAUUUCACUGAUCCAUAUCUGAUCAACCUGUUUGAUCAAAACCAGUCUCCAAUCCUCAGAAACACCCUUGUUUCGUUCCUAGGCGACAUUGUCAUCUACUACAGCAGUGCAAUUGAAACAGACGUCCUCUUCAGCCUGCUCUCUGAUGCCACCAUCAAAUUGAAUGGGAUGCUCCUGAUCCACAGUCUCAUUGCCAAGAACGUGCUACGAAUCAGGUCAUUCUCACGCCACCUUCUCAUCCACCACAACGAUGAUCAAAUUGGUGGAUUAGUUCGUAGACUGAUUGGAUCAAAUGAGCAGUCUGUUCCACCAAUGAUCUAUGAGGCAUUUCUGGUUGAUGAAAUACCGGUGGAAGCAGUUGAAUACCUCUGUAGGCUGAUUCAGGGAGAUGGAAGGAGACUGAUUGAGAAGUGUGGAGCAGUUGAAAUGAAUGGAAUCAAGAAGGAGAAGAUGGAGAUAAUACGUGGGGUAUUUAGUGGCAAUUGA